GCAAGUUUCACUCUCGCUGUGUGUGUUUUUGUGUUUGAGUGUGUGUGGGAGAGGAAGGGAGGAGGAGGGCCCCAGACGGACAGCGUGGCCGCUUUGUCGCAGCAAGACAACUUAUUUAUUCAGUCGACCAGACAGCUCCCAACAUCCUCAGGUGGGGUCUCUGUCACUGGACAUGCGGCUCUGUCUUCAGUCCCCGUAGCUGGACACCUGAACGGUAGCACCAGGGGAGGAUUUAUUAUUACCGGUGCUGGCUGCGCAAGGAGUCCGACGCACAGCUCUCUUCGCCCGGCGCCGGGAGCCAGGGGCCGGCCGCUGGGAACCCGGAGGGCUGGGCUAGCCAAGUGUCAUUAGCCGAGGAGAUCCUUUUAAGUGCUGAAACGCCUUUUUGCUUUUUGUUGACGCCCGUCCUGAAUGUUCAGUGACAGCGUGAAGAUGGAUUGAAACAUGAAGGGUGGAGCUGUCCCAUCAUCUAAAUAGGAGGGCGUCUCUGUUUGGUUGUGCUCUGCAGCUGAACCGUGUGACUGAGCUGGGGGACAGAGAGGAAAAUGCCUCCCAGGCCAUCCUCAGGGGAGCUAUGGGGCAUCCACUUGAUGCCUCCUAGGAUCCUGGUGGACUGUCUGCUGCCUAACGGGAUGAUUCUGACCCUGGAGUGUCUCCGAGAGGCCACGCUCAUCACCAUCAAACAUGAACUGUUCAAGGAGGCCAGAAAAUAUCCUCUCCAUCAUCUCUUGCAAGAGGAGACAUCCUACAUCUUUGUCAGUGUUACACAGGAAGCAGAGCGGGAGGAGUUCUUUGAUGAGACUCGGAGGCUGUGCGACCUCCGACUCUUUCAGCCUUUCCUCAAGGUCAUUGAACCAGUUGGCAACAGAGAGGAAAAGAUCCUCAACAGAGAGAUUGGUUUUGCCAUUGGUAUGCCUGUGUGUGAGUUUGACCUUGUGAAGGACCCCGAGGUUCAGGACUUCAGGAGAAACAUCCUGAACGUCUGUAAAGACUCUGUGGAGCUGAGAGAUGCCAGCGGGCCACACAGUCGAGCUCUGUACGUUUACCCACCCAACGUAGAAUCGACACAAGAACUCCCCAAACACAUCUACAGCAAACUGGACAAAGGUCAGAUUAUUGUUGUAAUAUGGGUCAUUGUUUCUCCGAACAAUGACAAACAAAAGUAUACACUGAAGAUCAACCAUGACUGUGUGCCUGAACAGGUGAUUGCAGAGGCCAUCCGUAAGAAGACACGCAGCAUGCUGCUGUCUCCAGAGCAGCUAAAGAUGUGCGUUCAGGAAUAUCAGGGUAAAUACAUCCUCAAAGUCUGUGGCUGUGAUGAGUACCUGCUGGAAAAGUACCCCAUCAGCCAGUAUAAGUAUAUCCGUAGUUGCAUCAUGCUGAGCAGGAUGCCUAACCUGAUGCUAAUGGCUAAGGACAGCCUGUACACCCAGUUGCCUACAGAUAACUUCGUCAUGCCAUCCUACUCCCGACGCAUCUCCACCGCAACGUCGUACAUGAACGGCGAGGCGGCUGCCAAGUCGCUGUGGACCAUCAACGGGACUCUGAGAAUACGCAUCCUGUGUGCCACCUAUGUUAACGUCAAUAUACGAGACAUUGACAAGAUAUACGUGAGGACAGGUAUUUACCAUGGAGGUGAACAGAUGUGUGACAAUGUCAACACACAGAGAGUGCCCUGCUCUAAUCCCAGGUGGAAUGAGUGGCUCACCUAUGAUAUGUACAUCCCAGACAUCCCCCGUGCUGCCAGACUCUGCCUCUCCAUCUGCUCUGUUAAGGGCCGAAAGGGAGCCAAGGAGGAGCACUGCCCUCUGGCCUGGGGCAACAUCAACUUGUUUGAUUACACCCACACGCUGGUUGCAAACAAGAUGGCUCUGAAUCUCUGGCCCGUCCCUCACGGCCUUGAAGACCUCCUCAACCCAAUCGGAGUCACCGGCUCUAACCCCAAUAAGGAAACGCCGUGCCUGGAGCUGGAGUUUGACCAUUUUAGUAGUCCUGUCAAAUACCCAGAUAUGAAUGCAGUGGAAGAUCAUGCAAACUGGACCAUCUCAAGAGAACUGGGGUUUAACUACAACCUCUCGGGACAGAGCAAACGCGUGGCCAGAGAUCACGCGCUGACGGAGAGCGACACGGAGCAGCUGAGGCAGCUGAGUAACAGGGACCCCCUGUCAGAAAUCACUGAGCAGGAGAAAGACUUUCUCUGGAGACACAGGCACUACUGCAUGAACAUCCCUGAAAUCCUCCCCAAGAUCCUUCUCGCUGUCAAGUGGAACUCCAGAGAUGAAGUAGCACAGAUGUACUGUCUGUUGAAAGAAUGGCCAUCGAUCCGUCCUGAGCAGGCCAUGGAGCUGCUGGACUGUAACUAUCCGGACCCCAUGGUCAGGCACUUUGCUGUCCGCUGCCUUGACAAAUACCUGACUGACGAUAAGCUGUCCCAGUACCUCAUCCAGCUGGUGCAGGUAUUAAAAUACGAGCAGUAUCUUGACAAUCCCCUGGUCCGCUUCCUCCUCAAAAAGGCUCUGACCAAUCAAAGGAUAGGACAUUUCUUCUUCUGGCAUCUGAAAUCGGAAAUGCACAACAAAACCGUGAGCCAGAGGUUCGGGCUGCUCUUGGAGGCUUACUGCAGAGCCUGUGGCAUGUACCUGAAGCACCUGAGCCGACAGGUGGAGGCCAUGGAGAAGCUCAUCAACCUCACUGACAUCCUUAAACAGGAGAAGAAGGAUGAGACGCAGAAGGUCCAAAUGCGGUUUCUCGUGGACCAGAUGAAGAGACCGGACUACAUGGAUGCUCUGCAGAACUUCACUUCUCCUCUCAACCCUGCACAUCAGCUGGGAAACUUGAGGUUGGAUGAAUGCAGGAUCAUGUCGUCGGCAAAGAGGCCGUUGUGGCUGAACUGGGAGAAUCCUGACAUCAUGUCGGAGUUGUUGUUUCAGAACAAUGAGAUCAUCUUCAAAAAUGGAGACGACUUGCGGCAAGACAUGCUGACGUUGCAGAUCAUUAAAAUCAUGGAGAAUAUUUGGCAGAAUCAGGGCCUGGAUCUACGGAUGUUGCCCUAUGGCUGCCUGUCGUUAGGAGACUGUGUGGGUCUCAUUGAGGUGGUCCGCAGUUCCCACACCAUCAUGCAGAUUCAGUGCAAAGGAGGUUUGAAAGGAGCCCUGCAGUUCAACUCAAACACUCUGCAUCAGUGGCUCAAGGACAAGAACAAAGGCGAGAUGUAUGACUUGGCUGUAGAUCUGUUCACGAGGUCCUGUGCUGGCUACUGUGUAGCUACAUUUAUCCUGGGGAUAGGAGACAGGCACAACAGCAACAUCAUGGUCAAAGACGACGGGCAGUUGUUUCACAUAGAUUUUGGACAUUUCCUGGAUCACAAGAAGAAGAAAUUUGGCUACAAGAGGGAGCGUGUGCCCUUUGUACUGACACAAGACUUCCUCAUCGUCAUCAGCAAGGGAUCACAGGAGUGCACCAAGACCAAAGAGUUUGAGAGGUUCCAGGAGAUGUGCUACAAAGCUUACCUGGCCAUCCGGCAGCACGCCAACCUCUUCAUCAACCUGUUCUCCAUGAUGCUGGGCUCUGGCAUGCCUGAGCUGCAGUCAUUUGACGACAUUGCCUACAUCAGAAAGACGCUGGGCCUGGAGAAAAGUGAGCAGGAGGCUUUGGACUACUUCAUGAAACAGAUGAACGACGCUCACCAUGGAGGGUGGACCACCAAGAUGGACUGGAUAUUCCACACGAUUAGACAGCAUGCACUAAACUGAACGACCCACCCUCUCCAUCCCGCCGUGGAGUAUGUACGUCAGCCAACACAGCAGUCUUUCAAGGAAUUACACCUCCCUCACAGCAGACACCACAAAUAUCUCACAGAGGAUGGAAGUCUGCGGCCGAAACACGAUUUUUUUUUCUUUAUUUAAACGAGGUUCCUGCCCCCCCCACCACCCCGCGAUAUUAUCAGUGUUUUUUCGGCUUCUUUCAUGGUCUACAUGGGAGCACAUUUCCCUCAUACAUGUGUCCUACCUGGCUCAUGCUCAUAUCGCUGGCUACUAUGCUUCCACUUUUUUUUUUUUGUCUUCUCUUGCUCCAAUAAGAACAACCAGGGAAGUCUUAACCAAUGACUCUGCUGCUCAUAGAGGAAAAACACAAAUUGAACAAGCUUUAUCUGCCAAGGUUUGUAUGUAGUAGCCACAAAGUAAGUUCAACUUCCUGCACUUCUGCUGUAUCAGUACCGCACUGUCGCAACCCCCCCCACCCCCUCACCCAAAAAGGAGUUACUUGCAAAACUUUUUUUUUUUUUUUUUUUUUUUUUAAAACGUAUCACUACUAAGAAGAUGGUGGGCACAAGAAACUGUAAAUUAUUUUACAUCAUUCAAGUUUUACUCUUAUUUGUUGUACAGGAUUACUAGUGAACGGGAGCUUCUAUGAUGUCUUCCACCAUCUUCAUGGCGAAGUUGCCCUUCUGAGAUGAUUUGACGUCCACUUUCCUACGUACUUGCUCUUUGCGUUGGAGAUUUGAAAGUUCAAAAAAAAGGCUCGUCUCCCACAGCCCCUGUCCAACCAGCCCUCCAUCCUCGGGAACGUUUGUUGCUGGUGCAGCUCUGAACUCGUGCAGAAACUUCAGGGUGAUGAUGCCUCUCCAUCAAAAAAACAAACAAAAAAAAAAAAAAACAGCACUUAGAAAUAACUAAUAUACAGAUUUAUUAUGACUUUUUUUAAUUUAUUUAUGUGUCUAGUUUCUUUUUGAGUUUCAAAAAAAAAAAAAAAAGCCCCCUCACUCGGCUCCUCAGAAACCUGCUAUUGUUUGUGUAAAUUGACUUUUAUAUAUUUGUUACCAGUUUUCCGCUUCUUCUGACUCCUCACCCAGGUUCUCCCCACUGUCCCCACUGUAAAGUUUUCCUUAUACUCACAAAUAAUUCAGACUGCUGAUUCCUUCUUCUUCUUUUUUUUUUUUUUUUGCCUAUUUAACUUAAACAUGUAAUUUGCUCUUAUCAGUUGCUCAGUUUGUUUCUUUGUGGCUCGUUUGCGGCCCUGCUCGGAGAAACUUGUUGGGGAAUGCAAAACGGAAAGAAUGAAAGUGUCAGUCUCACAUUUUAUGAAUAACGGGACCUAUAUAUAUAUAUAUAUAUAUAAAAAAAAGUCUCUGGCUGUCUGUUUUGUUGGCGAGCAGAGACCCGGGGGAAUGUCACGUCUUCCUCUUGAUAAAAUGCCUUGGCGUCACAGCACAAACACUCCACAACACUGCGCACUGUUAAGCCUCACAAACUCUGCCUAAGCAAGUUCUAGUAAACAAGCCAUGACAGCACCAUUAAAUUAAAAGACCUUUUUUUUUUUUUUUUUUUCUUUGUGGUCCUGUUAGGUUGAUGUCUUUAAAUGUCUUGACUCGUGGACAAUGUGGAGGUGAAAUCGCAAUUCCAACUCGGAUAAAAUGCUCAAAUAUGAAGCUAAAUGGAGCUGUGAAAAGAUGUGCACGUCCUUCUCAGUUGUUGUUCAGUCAAAUUAAUUUUAAACACCAUUUAGACGUGUAGGCCCACUGGGACAGUCAGUCAGGGUCUAAUUGACACAUUUCAUAUGAUUAAUUAUUACUCUGUGUCUACUACAACGUGGAUCAUAAGAAAUAUUUGGAAGGUGAAAGGUGCAAAUUUGCUAAAUAUCAAGUAGUUAAAACACGAUUACGGUUUGAAAAUGUUCACCGUGUCUUUUAAGAUGAGUGUCUAAUGUCUUUGGUGACAAAGGCAGAAUCUCAUCUUCCUGUGGGACAUUUACCGGCUCCAUCAGUUGACUUGAGAACCUUUAACUUGGUGCACUUUUCUGAGGAGAAAAUGUCAGAUUUCGCAAGAAACGGUGGCUUUGGAGAAGCUUUGCGAGCCCCACGCGGUCAUUUGCAUGCGUCUGCGUUAUUGUUAUCGUGACCCUAGAGUACUCGAGUUGUGCGUGCGUGCGUGGGUGAUGGUGUUGGUAGUAAAAGGAAAAAAAAAAAAAAAAGUUUGCACUUUGCCAGUUAAACUGCUGAUUUUACGAAAAAGCCAAAGUUGUGGUUUGUUCGGACGUGUCGCACGUUAUGUGAUAACUGCAGAGUCAACAGCUGGGAUGUAUUUAUUUGCUGAACCUACAUGCGCUCCUCUUUUCGUGUUUUGUUUCGCUUUUGCCACCGGCAGGUUUUUUUUCUCUACAGUCAGAUGCAGUGCCACUAAAACACACACACACGCACACACACGCACACACACGUACACACAGUAUUGUUGUCUGCAGCUAUACCUUUGGUUUUUCUGAACGUGCCAAAUCACUGACGCCUGUGAACGCGAACCGCCGGAGUGGCGUCAUGCAGUAAAGCAUAUCAGUUAAAAACAUGGGCUGUGUAAAGAUGGACGGCGGAACUGCUUCUUAGAAAUGAAGCCAAAAGCAAGUAGAGCUCCCCCUGGUGUCUGGCUGCAGUAUAAAUCAUAAUGUUAGCGGAUGGCUUAAACUAAUUUUUUUUUCAAGGACGGUUUCAGUCAUUUUAAGCUGUUUAUAUAAUGUUGAUGCAUGUUCAAGUGUCGACGCUAUAGAAACAGGAUGUGCCAUAAUGGCGACCACCAGUUGCCGUGCCAACCGCUCCGUAAAGCGCUCCCAUGGGACCGUGAGAGUUGUAAAAACAUUUUUUUUUUUUAAAUAAAUAAAUAAAUAGCUACAGUGUAUAAUCCAACAUUUCCUCGUGUCUGGUGGAGCUGACCGUGCUGCCCAGACUCCGGCUCCAAAGCUGCAAGAUGUUGCGUUAGUUGGCCAAUGCAAGGAAGUGAGGACACGCCUUCCAUAUUUAUACAGUCUGUGGUUUAAAAAUAAAUAAAUGAGUAAAAAAAGGUCAGGGUAUGCACUUAAUAGUAAUUCUAGCUCUCAAUGCCUUUUUGUCCACAAGGACUCUGUAAAGAAGAAGGUUAGCCUAGUAUGCAUGUCUCUCAAUCAAGCAUAAACCUGUAUGUAUGACGUACAUUUUUGAAGCAGCAUUAUUAAGCAGGGUCCCUGUACAGUUGCCUUUUUUUUUUUUUUUUUUUUUAAUGUUAGGCCUCAUGUGUGACAAACUGUAGAGCUGUGACUGUUCUUUCUUUCCCAUGUAUCCUCCUGUAAACGACGCGUGUUUGUGUUUGCGUGCCCGUAUGCAUUAAUCAGUCUUUCUGUACGGGUUGCAGAGCUUCAUUGGCGGGCCCCAAUGAAAAACACCAUGUAUGUAUGUACACGUGUCUGUCUGUGUGUGUGUGUGUGUGUGUGUGUGUGUGUGUGUGUGUGUGUGUGUGUGUGUGUGUGAUGACACUUUGAGGUGAUGGUGUCUUUAAAUGUUUUGUAAAUGUUUUCCCGCUGGCUGGUUUGUGCCAGAAAAUCAGAAGACAAAAAAAGGAGUUUUUUUUUCAUUGUUCGUAAGGAAACAUGAAAGAAAGGAAGCUUUCUUUUUCAUAUUUUACUUGAAGUGUCAUGAAUCAGACCCACGGUUGUGUUUCAUGUGUGUGUCGAUGAGUGAGAAAGAGGGAUUGUGUACAUGUGCUGAGCCGUUUAUCCGUAGUGACUGUUACUGAUCCGCAGCCCUACAUUUCACAGCCGAGACGCGACGACUUGAACUAAUGAAGGAUUAAAGUUGCGUCCGAGUUUCUGAAAUCAUGCGACAGCUAUGGCAAAGUGUCUCACAGAAUGUAACGGCAUCAAGUAAUCACAGAUUUCCAUCAGCGCCCUCAAAAUCUGCUUCCAGCUUGAUGAAGUUUGCCUGGUUCCAGACAGUUGCACUAGUUUUUUUUUUACUUCGCUAAGAUUGAGGCUUUGAUAUAUGUUUUUCCCUUUUAAUUAUCCAGUGGCUCGUUAUUACACAUCUGCUUAUUACAGGUUAACUACAGUAAUCUGCUUUUCUACCGAGUGAGGUCACACUGAAAAUGGUUCUUGCCUCUCGUUCGCAGACAAAUGCUAAAAAGUUGGUCUCUUCAGUUUCUUGAUACAAUCAUUUGUCCUGAGCUCUCAUUCAAAGACAACGUGUUGACGCAAACAGUGCGUCAAGGUGAAGAUUUUCGCCAGGAGUUCGUGUGUUUUUGAACGGUCACGUUCACCUGCGUUUCCUUCCGCUCCCUAAUUCAUGGAUUAUAUCCUUUUUUUUCUUUUUUUUUUUUCCUCCUUAAGCACCAAGUGUGUUUUGAAGAGCUCUUGAAUGAGCUGCGGACGGAACGAGUGUCUCGGAUCAAAGACAAAAUAUAACAAGUCGAUUAAAUUAUUGAUCAUUCGUGAUCACUUGUCCCAGAUUUUAAGAAAUACCGACUAAAUGUUCCACGUUUUUUUUUUUUGCUGUAUGCAGUCCUCAAAAAAAAAAAAAAAAAAAUCCAUUACACUGUGUCACUAAUGUAUUUCCAUAACAUACCAUCGUGUCAGAACUUUAACCAAUACUAUGAAUGAAUGUACAACGGGCCAAUGUAUUGUUUCCCCACAGCCUUCCUGCAUGAGACUGGGUAAAGAUGAAUAUUCUUGUUAGAUAUCCUUUUUUUUUUAUUUCAUCUGAAAGGCAGCCAUACUGAUGUUUAUAAAUGAAUGCCUUAUGUUUGCUCCUUCUAGUCUCUAGGAAAAACCCCACUGUAACCUGCUUUUUUUUUUUUUUUUUAAUUUUAUUUAUAAAUGUAUAUUAUUGUUUCUCGUUUCGACGCCCUUGUCACGGAGUAAAGGUUUGUACCCUGACUUAACGACCGACUGACUGACUGGUCAUCUGAGUGUUCUGUGAAGAUGAACAAAUAAAUUUGUUAAAGAUUCA
Molecule: messenger RNA, 8740 nt
Organism: Mugil cephalus (flathead mullet)
Lineage: Eukaryota; Metazoa; Chordata; Actinopteri; Mugiliformes; Mugilidae
Product: phosphatidylinositol 4,5-bisphosphate 3-kinase catalytic subunit alpha isoform-like
Exons: 26
Coding region: 546-3752 (1068 amino acids)
Biological process (GO): phosphatidylinositol-3-phosphate biosynthetic process; cell migration; phosphatidylinositol-mediated signaling
Cellular component (GO): cytoplasm; phosphatidylinositol 3-kinase complex, class IB; plasma membrane
Molecular function (GO): 1-phosphatidylinositol-4-phosphate 3-kinase activity; 1-phosphatidylinositol-3-kinase activity
Source: RefSeq, a predicted model, not a curated record